AUGGACUCCUGCUCACUGGACUGGUUUGCGGUGACUUCUAUUUUUGAAAGCCUACUAGAGCGUAUCAAAGUUGAUUUUCCAAACGUGAAAAUAGUAUGUGUUCGUUCUGACGAGGCAGGCUGCUAUCACACUACCGACCUCCUUGCAGCAAUCCAUGAUGUAAGUGAUCGUUCUGGAAUUGCGGUUGAACGCUACGACUUUUCUGAGCCUCAACAGGGUAAGGACGUAUGUGAUAGAGUUCUUUGCCCAACCAAGACAUCAAUCAGGAGAUACUGCGCUGAAGGGAACGAUAUUUUUAACGCAUCUGAUAUGAGGAAAGCUUUGGAAGAGAGGCCAGUUAAGGGUACAACAGCAGCUGUCUGCACUUUAGAUGAAUCCAGUGAAAAUCUUAAGGUACUGAAAAUCAAAAUCUUCAGUGAUUUGCAUAAAUUUCAAUAUGAAAAAGAAGGAUUGCGUACCUGGAGAGCCUACGAUGUCGGUCCUGGGAAGCUCAUACAAUGGAAGUUCGUAUAUGUAAAACAUCAAGGAACGACCAACAUAUCAUUAGACGAAGGACACAGUUUCUUCAAAUUCAGUGAAACAAGACAGCUAUCACUCAAAAACGACCAAGAAACUCCAGAAAACACGAUUGACAAUGAUAAUCAGCCACCGCUAUUUGUUUGUCCUGAAGAAGGAUGUAGCUAUAACUCUGACUCUUUUCCAGAACUCGAGCUUCACAUGGCACUUGCAUUAAAUCCAAGCAAAAAGAAAUGA
Molecule: messenger RNA, 753 nt
Organism: Paramuricea clavata
Lineage: Eukaryota; Metazoa; Cnidaria; Anthozoa; Malacalcyonacea; Plexauridae
Source: the annotation of a GenBank genome assembly